ACUCCGGGACUUCCUGUUUUCAUCCUGCAGCGUAAAGACUGCGGGUUGGUCGAACUCUGUUCUGAUAAUCGGGCCUUUCCAGGAUCACUACAAGACCGGGAUGAAGGAGGAGAACCAGGACCCGGACUUCACCGUCCAGGACCACUACAAGACCGGGAUGAAGGAGGAGAACCAGGACCUGGACUUCACCGAACAGGACCACUACAAGGCCAGGAUGAAAGAGGAGAACCAGGACCCGGAUUUCAUCGACCAGGACCAUUACAUGGCCGGGAUGAAAGAGGAGAACCAGGACCCGGAUUUCGUCAACCAGGACCACUACAAGACCAGGAUGAAAGAGGAGAACCAGGACCCUGAUUUUAUCGACCAGGACCACUACAACAGUGGGAUAAUGGAGGGGAACCAGGGCCCAGAUUUCAUUAACCAGGACUAUUACAAGAUUGUGAUUAAGGAGGAGAACCAGGAUCCAGAUUUCAUAGACUACGACCACUACAAGACGGGGAUGAAGGAGGAGAACCAGGACCCGAAUUUCUUAGACCAGGACCACUACAAGACUGGGACGACGGAGGAGAACCAGGACGCGGACCACCAGAGCAACGAGCCCGCUGGUCCCACCGGUCUGCAGAAACAGAGAUGCACAAAGGCUCAGAAGAGAGUUCGCACUAACGAGAAGCAGCACAGCUGCGACCACUGUGGGAAUACUUUCACAUCUUCAGGUAAUUUAAAAACCCACCGCAGGAUUCACACUGGAGAGAAACCGUACAGCUGUGACCAAUGUGGGAACUGUUUUACAACAUCAAGUCAUUUAAAAACCCACCAAUGGAUUCACACUGGAGAGAAACCCUACAGCUGUGAAUACUGUGGGAACACCUUCACAGCUAUAAGCAGUUUAAAAAACCACCAGCGCAUUCACACCGGAGAGAAACCCUACAGCUGUAGUCAAUGUGGGGCAACUUUUAGUAGGUUAUAUCACCUGAAGUCCCACUUACACAUUCACUCUGAAGAAAAACCGUACAGCUGUGACACAUGUGGGAAAGUUUUCUCUCUGGCAGAUCGUUUAAGAAGGCAUCAACUUGUUCACACUGGGGAGAAACCACACAGCUGUGACCAGUGUGGGAAGUCUUUCAUGAAGUUAAGUAACCUGAAAGUCCAUCAGCGUGUUCACCUCGGAGAGAAACCUUACUGGUGUGAUCAGUGUGGGAAUAGUUUUACUAGCUUAAGUAAUUUAAAAACCCACCAACGCAUUCACACUGGAGAGAAGCCGUACAGCUGUGAUCAGUGUGGGAAAGCUUUCAUGACUUCCUGUAGUUUAAAACGUCACCAGCGCAUUCACUCAAGGGAGAGACCGUACAGCUGCGACCAGUGUGGGAAAGCUUAUGUGACUCUGAAGGAGCUACACACCCACCAACACCUUCACAGUGGAGAGAGGCCGUACAGCUGCGACCUGUGUGGAAAGACUUUUGCAACUGUAAGUAGAUUGAAACCUCACAAACGUAUUCACACUGGAGAGAAACCGCACAGCUGUGACACAUGUGGCAGAGCUUUUGUGACUUUAAGUCAGUUAAAAUCCCACAGACGCAUUCACACUGGAGAGAAACCGUACGUCUGUGAUCAGUGUGGCAAAGCUUUUUCAUCUUCAAGUCAGUGUAUAGUCCACCAGCGCGUCCACACCGGAGAGAAGCCGUACAGCUGUGACCAGUGUGGCGCCGUUUUCUCACAGUCGGGGGAUCUAAGAAACCACCGGCGGAGUCACACCGGAGAGAAGCCCUUCAUCUGUGAUAAGUGUGGGAAAGCUUUCAGCAGGUCGACCAGUCUGAAAAUCCACCAACGUGUCCAUGUUAGUUAGAAACACUCAACGCCAAAACAAUGUUCCUCUUCCAUGUUUCACCCGGACACUGGUAUUUGUCGGGACUUCCUGUUUUCAUCCUGCAGCGUAAAGACUGCGGGUUGGUCGAACUCUGUUCUGAUAAUCGGGCCUUUCCAGGAUCACUACAAGACCGGGAUGAAGGAGGAGAACCAGGACCCGGACUUCAUUGACCAUGACCAAGAGAAUACCGGCAUAAAGGAGGAGAACCAGGACCAGGAUUUCAUCGACCAGGACCUCUUCAAGACCGGGAUGAAAGAGGAGAACCAGGAUCCAGAUUUCAUCGACAAUGACCAAGAGAAUAACGGAAUAAAGGAGGAGGACCAGGACCCGGAUUUUGUUGACCAGGGCCACUACAAGAUUGUAAUUAAGGAGGAGAACCAAGAUCCAGAUUUCAUCGAUGAGGACCACUACAAGACUGCGGUGAAAGAGGAACACCAGGACCCAGAUUUCAACGACCCUGACCAGGAGAAGGUCGGCAUAAAGGAGGAGAACCAGGAUCCAGAUUUUAACGACCAGACCGGGACGACGGAGGAGAACCAGGAGCAUCGGAGCCUGGAGGCCGCUGGUCCCGCCGGUCUACAGAAACGGAGACGCACAAAGACUCGUCGGAGAGUUCACGCUAAAGAGAAGCAGCACAGCUGUGACCAGUGUGGGAAGACUUUCACAUCUUCAAGUCAUUUAAAUACCCACCACAAAUUCAUUCACUGUGGAGAGAAGCCGUACAGCUGUGACAGCUGUGGGAAAUCUUUCUCCGUGGCAUAUCGCUUAAGAAGACACCAACUAAUUCACACUGGAGAGAAACCGCACAGCUGUGAGCAGUGUGGGAAGUCUUUUUUGAAAUUAGGCAAUUUAAAAGUCCAUCAGCGUGUUCACCUCGGAGAGAAGCCUUACUGGUGUGAUCAGUGUGGGAAUAGUUUUACAAAUUCAGGUAAUUUGAAAGCUCACCAGCGCAUUCACACUGGAGAGAAGCCGUACAGCUGUGAUCAGUGUGGGAAAGCUUUCAUGACUUCCUGUAGCUUAAAGCGUCACCAGCGCAUUCACACCGGGGAGAGACCGUACAGCUGCGACCAGUGUGGGAAAGCUUUUGUGUCGUCAAGUAAGUUACACAUCCACCAACGCCUCCACACGGGGGAGAAACCAUAUAGUUGUGAUUUAUGCGGUAAAGCGUUUGUGAGUUUAAGUAGAUUAAAACCUCACAGACGUAUUCACACUGGAGAGAAGCCGUACAGUUGUGACAUAUGCGGAAAAGCUUUUGUGACUUUAAGUCAAGUUAAACCCCAUCGACGUAUUCACACGGGAGAGAAACCGUACAGCUGUGACCAGUGUGGCAAAGCUUUUGGUUCCUCAAGUCAAUAUACAGUCCACCAACGCAUCCACACCGGAGAGAAGCCGUACAGCUGUGACCAGUGUGGCGCCGUUUUCUCACAGUCAGGGGAUCUAAAAAACCACCAGAGGAUUCACACCGGAGAGAAACCAUAUGUUUGUGAAAAGUGUGGGAAAGCGUUCGGUAGAUCGAGUAUCCUGAAAAUCCACCAACGUGUCCACGCCAGUUAGAAACACAAGCUAACUGUUUCUCCUGCCUUAUGUCUGUUGUGCUAGCCGUGUCCCGACUCACUGAGAUUAACAAUAAUCCUCAAAACUCAAUGUCGGAGAAAAUAAAUUGUGUUUCACUGAUACUGUAAAACUGUGAUAAGAGAGACCUAUGAAGAUAUUAGGGCGUUAAGUUUUGAGUGCAGGUUGUCUGUAGGAGAAAAAGUCAAACUGGUCCCUGCUGUUAUUGGAUAGUGAUGUAACUGAGUGUCUUGAGUUAACGUAAUUACUUUGUUUCCUGUUAGCAGGUGAAUAUGUUGUUCAUCAGGAUUCAACCUGUCUCUUCAUAUUUCCAGUAAUUAUAAGUGAUUGCACUUAAUAUUCACUAAAAUUUAGUCCAUUCUAUGUUGGAACAUAACAUUUUGAUUAAAUGUUCUAACGCUAACCACAGGAAAGUUCUGAUUGGUUUAUCAUAUAUAUAUAUAUGUGUGUAAAAUAUUUUUCAUUAAAUAAAUUAAAAAUUGAUAUCUGGGAUCAAUGUGUUUUAGCAGAAAUAUAAAAACCCAAAAUUCUCAGACAGGCCUUAUUACAUUUGUCUUGUUUAUAUUUUAAAGGCUCAUAUUAGGUUUUUUAAAUUUGUAAUGAAGCACAGCGUUAACAACAUUAUUUAUAACAUUCUUUCUCAUCCUUGGAAAAAUAUUUAUUUGUAUAAUUAAUAUUAUAAAUGUGUGACGAUUACUCGACUAAUGGCUUAAACUACCAGUCAUGUAGGACAGUCUUUGAUCGGGGGCCCUGCAGUAUACACUAUAGUUCUUAAGUGUACAAGUACACAUUUCUGAAAAUUUUAACGGGAGCAAAAUUUGAACAGGUGUUCUGGCCGAAAAGUGAAAUUUUUGGAAAAUUAGAAAGUACUUAUUGAUUGAAGAAAUUACCUUUUUGACUUUACUUGUGAGACAUUUGUGCUAAAAUAAGGAAUUACAUUUGUAAAUGAAAUAAAAAAACAUGAAUAAAACUGAACGUCAAAAAGGAAAACACUAAUAAAAAAUGCAUGUCUACAGUUAAUGCCUAACGCAAAAAAAAUAAGCUCAGUAUGAGUAAACAGUUUUGAAUUUUUCAGAUGGAGCGUUUUAUCUAUAUCAGUUAUUGAUAUAAGCUCAAAUUGUCUUAGCUACCUCACAUUACCUGUCAAAAAUCAGUUGGUGUCUUCUGGCAGAGGUGUAACCUUCAGCCAGUAACUACUAAACGAAGCUGGCAACAGUGUGCUACGAAUCAGAGCCCGACUGAUCUGGGAUAUUUAAGGGAAAUGUUGAUUUUGAUAUCUGCAGAUGAGGCAUGGGGAGUGUCUGAAUCAGCUGUCACAGUGUGCACCUUCAUUUCAGUCUGAUAAUCCCUCUAAUAUUACCAGUUCUAUCCAGCUGUUUCAAAUGUGAUGGUCAGAAUUUAAAGACAAACCACUGACUUACAAAGCACUGACAGUAACUGAAUUGAGUUUCAGAUCUUACGCCAUCAAUAAUGUUACAUGCUAACGGCUCAUUAGCUGUUUCAUGCUGACGAGCCAUGGUAAUAUCUAGCUUUGUGGCUAAUUAGUUCAGCAACAGACUCCAAGUCUCUUCAACUGAGCUUUGAUACGUUUGGUGAAUUUAGACGGAUUAGCAUGUUGCUAACUGCUACUACAAAUGUAACAUGUAAUACAAUGGAGAACUCUGUACCUGUUGUAGUAAAACCAAAGGAAGAAACACAUUCCUGUUUGUCAACACUGUUAACUGCAUUGGAAGUGAAUGAAGUUCUCUUCCUAAUACGCAACAUGUUUUUAGUAGAAGUCAUUGUGCUGUAUGUUUGAAUUGGUCUGAUUGUGUAAAGUUUCCUUCAUAGUGAUACUGUUGAUAUGCUCAGUGUGAGUAAUGAUCCAGGCUUCUGUCUGAGAGACUGGACUCAGCUGUACUUUAGUCUUUAAUCGUUUUAUUUGUGAGACAAUGGACUUUUCUGACUUUUAUUUCAGUGAUUUACCCAAUAAAUCGGUCAAAAUGAA
This is a messenger RNA of Seriola aureovittata, 5423 nucleotides long. RefSeq names its product zinc finger protein 420-like. Gene Ontology annotation, biological process: regulation of transcription by RNA polymerase II. The transcript is spliced from 6 exons. NCBI's taxonomy places the organism in Eukaryota, Metazoa, Chordata, Actinopteri, Carangiformes, Carangidae. Gene Ontology annotation, molecular function: DNA-binding transcription factor activity; RNA polymerase II cis-regulatory region sequence-specific DNA binding. The record is from RefSeq and is a predicted model, not a curated record.